UCACCAAUAUUUAGUGUUUUAAGUAUAUAUAGGCGUUGGGGACAUAUUUUAUUGUAUUUAUGUGAACCUCGAGCGUUAUCUUUUCCAUUUGAGGCCAAGCAUGAAGUGAAAGCAGAAACACUCGACAAAAGAAGGUUAAUUAUCCAACUGAGGCCAGAUACGCCUACUUUUGACACUUUCUUUCAGAGUCUUCACGUUUCAAUGUUUCUCUUCCUAAUAAGAGACUGUGUUGGUGGUACCCUUUAGUUUGAACUAAUCAAGAGAGGGAACUCAAGUCAUAAAUGGAGAAACUGAACCUGUCUGCCAAAUAUGAUCCUGAUGCCAAAAGUGAUUCAUUUCCAAUAUUCGAACUGCAAGAUAGUCAAAAUGUUGUAAUUGCUCCUUCCAAUUCCGCAAGCAGUAGGGAGCCUGUGAACAAAUGGAUGGCAUUUGCUAAAAUGCCUGAUGGCAACUCAGCAACGAAGGAGAAAAGUGUAACUCAACAAGUGAAUGAUCUAAAAAACCAGCCAUCUCCUGAUGAUCAAAUUUUGACUGAGGCAGCUAUAGCUGAGAGAACUGCUGAAUGGGGUCUUGUGGUGAACACAGGGAAUUUCAAAGCAAUUGGGGGAGAGAAUAAUAACUCAGAUAGAUUUGGUGAAUCAACACGAACUUCUGGGGAGUCAAACUAUGGAUCUGAGUCAUCAUCAGGGGUGUUUCCAAGGGUGUCACAAGAGUUGAAGGAAGCAUUGGCAACACUGCAACAGACAUUUGUUGUAUCAGAUGCAACCAAACCAGAUUGCCCCAUCAUGUAUGCCAGCAGUGGCUUUUUUACCAUGACUGGCUAUUCUUCAAAGGAGAUUAUUGGAAGGAAUUGUCGAUUUCUUCAGGGGCCUGAGACAGAUAAGAAUGAAGUGGCAAAAAUUCGGGAUUCAACUGCAAAUGGGAGAAGCUAUUGUGGAAGACUUUUAAACUACAAGAAAGAUGGAACUCCAUUUUGGAAUCUUCUCACUAUCACCCCAAUCAAAGAUGACCUUGGCAAUACUAUCAAAUUCAUUGGAAUGCAGGUUGAGGUGAGCAAGUACACAGAAGGUGUGAAUGAAAAGGCAUUACGGCCAAAUGGAUUGCCCAAGUCAUUAAUCCGUUAUGAUGCUCGUCAAAAGGAGAAAGCUUUGGGUUCCAUAACUGAGGUUGUGCAAACUGUUAAGGACCCAAAAUCCAUUAUUAAGGACAUGAAUGAUGAUAGUUCUACCAAAAUUGAAGAGGCAGAGAAAUUGAAUUUUGAAUUUGUUUUGCCAAAGUCUGCUGAUGUUGGGAAUACAAGUACAGCUGUUAGACAAACUUCUCCACUCAACAUGCAACGCAUGAGCUCUAGUCAGGAUAAGAACAAGUCAUCACGAAAAUCAGGACGAAUUUCUUUUAAGAGUUUUAAAGGGAAAGAUGAAGAGAAGCCUACCAUUAUUGAACCAGAGGUAUUGAUGACCAAGGAAAUAGAGUGGGCUAACAAUUGGGAGCUUUCACAAAGAGAGAGGGACAUAAGACAAGGAAUUGAUCUAGCAACCACAUUGGAACGAAUAGAAAAGAACUUUGUGAUAUCUGAUCCUAGACUUCCAGAUAACCCAAUUAUAUUUGCAUCUGAUAGCUUUCUUGAACUUACAGAAUAUACACGAGAAGAAAUUUUGGGACGAAAUUGUCGGUUUCUUCAAGGACCAGAAACAGAUCAAACAACUGUUGCUAGGAUAAGGGAUGCUAUCAGAGAACAGAGAGAAAUCACUGUUCAGUUGAUCAACUAUACUAAGAGUGGAAAGAAGUUCUGGAAUUUGUUUCACUUGCAACCUAUGCGUGACCAAAAGGGUGAACUUCAAUACUUCAUUGGAGUUCAACUAGAUGGAAGUGAUCAUGUAGAACCCUUAAAAAACCGCCUGUCUGAGACAACUGAGCAACAAAGUGCUAAGUUGGUGAAAGCCACUGCAGAAAAUGUUGAUGAAGCUGUCCGAGAACUUCCAGAUGCCAACUUGAGACCAGAAGAUUUGUGGGCAAUUCAUUCCCAAACUGUGUUUCCACGACCUCACAAAAAGAACAAUACUUCUUGGAUAGCAAUACAAAAGAUUGCUGCUAGAGGUGAAAAAAUUGGCCUGCAACAUUUUUCGCCUAUAAGGCCUUUGGGUUGUGGUGAUACUGGCAGUGUUCAUUUGGUGGAACUCAAAGGUACGGAUGAACUUUAUGCAAUGAAGGCAAUGGAAAAGACUGUAAUGUUAAAUCGUAAUAAGGUCCACAGAUCCUGCAUUGAGAGAGAGAUUAUAUCAUUAUUGGAUCAUCCUUUUCUUCCAACACUAUACACCUCAUUUCAGACUUCUACACAUGUAUGUUUGAUUACUGACUUCUGCCAUGGGGGAGAGUUGUUUGCAUUGCUUGACAAGCAACCGAUGAAGAUUUUCAGAGAAGAAUCAGCAAGAUUCUAUGCAGCAGAGGUUGUCAUUGGUUUGGAAUAUCUCCACUGUUUAGGUAUAAUUUAUCGUGACUUAAAGCCUGAAAAUAUCUUACUUCAGAAGGAUGGUCAUGUUGUAUUAACUGAUUUUGAUCUAUCAUUUAUGACAAAUUGUAAACCCCAGGUUGUGAAGCAAUCACUACCUGGUAAAAGAAGAUCACGAAGUCAACCACCACCAACAUUUGUUGCAGAGCCAGUUACACAAUCAAACUCGUUUGUUGGAACUGAAGAAUACAUUGCUCCUGAAAUUAUAACUGGAGCUGGGCAUACUAGCGCUAUAGAUUGGUGGACCCUUGGUAUCUUAUUGUAUGAGAUGCUCUAUGGCCGUACACCAUUUAGAGGAAAGAAUAGACAGAAGACAUUUUCCAACAUCUUACACAAGGAUCUUACCUUUCCAAGCAGCAUCCCGGCUAGUCUUGCAGCCAGGCAAUUGAUUAAUGCACUAUUACAAAGAGACCCUGGCAGUCGUCUAGGUUCAACCACUGGUGCCAAUGAAAUCAAACAACAUCCAUUUUUCCGCGGAAUCAAUUGGCCUCUAAUUCGCAACAUGACUCCACCCCCAUUAGAUGUUCCUCUUCGGUUGAUAGGAAAAGAACCAGUGGCAAAGGAUUUGAAGUGGGAAGAUGAUGGGGUGCUAGUUAGCUCGAUUGAUAUGGACAUUUUUUGAUGGCUAGCACUUUUUACUCAGGAUGUUUUGUCAGCAUCAUAUCUGAUUCAUGCUACAACAAUCACUGAGUCUAAGACAUUCAACUGUAAUACUGUAUUGAUUUGGUUAUAGUCCAAUACCAUCAUGUGAUCUGCCAAUAGACAACUUCAAACAAAAUCUAAAAUCUGUAGAGGAUUAGCAGAGAAGUAGCAUGUACAUUGAAUAAGGACGUUUUCUUUUAGGAACAAGCAUCCCAGUUAUGCGCAUCGACAAUAUAUCAAUAAUAUACUUUUGUAUAUGGCUUAAAAAUAUCAUACA
This is a messenger RNA of Cajanus cajan (pigeon pea), 3428 nucleotides long. It is a transcript of the gene PHOT2, whose product is annotated as phototropin 2. The record is from RefSeq and is a predicted model, not a curated record. Gene Ontology annotation, molecular function: protein kinase activity; ATP binding. Gene Ontology annotation, biological process: protein phosphorylation. NCBI's taxonomy places the organism in Eukaryota, Viridiplantae, Streptophyta, Magnoliopsida, Fabales, Fabaceae.